Molecule: messenger RNA, 675 nt
Organism: Orycteropus afer afer
Lineage: Eukaryota; Metazoa; Chordata; Mammalia; Tubulidentata; Orycteropodidae
Source: RefSeq, a predicted model, not a curated record
AUGUGUCCCCUCAGUUGGGUCUUCUCAAGCCGGGGCGGUCUGGUUGACUCAGGAGUGACGCUGUGCCAGGUUGGGGCUUUCGGUCACAAGCAGGAGGAGGAAGCGGUCAGUGGUGGCCUCCACCUAGGCCUGUCUUGCAGGCACCAGCGUUCAGCCGUACCCUCCGCCGGGUGCCACCUGGGGGACUCUGCCGCUCCCGCUGGCAGGCGGGGUUUUAAGGCUGACACAGGGAAGGAGCAAGGAGGCUCCGAUUGGGGAACCAUGCACGGGGAGGAGGUGGAGCCAGGGGUGCCGGGGCAGGUGGCGCACAGGGCUUCGGGACCAGUCCCCCCAGUGUCGCACACCCCCGCCUUGUCCCCAUUGAGUCUCCGGAAUCUGAUCUGUCCCAGUCUCAGCCCAGUGGCCCUGGCGGCUCCUGAGGGAGGGGCCCCGCCCGCCCCGUUUCCCAGGCAACAGGUGCUGGGCGCCCAGCUCAAGUGGUGUCGCCCAGGCAACGGCCUAGAAACUACCCCCCCCCAGGCACUGCUACCUCAGCUCAGGUGCCGAAAGCUGGUCUGGCAAGUCGGUUUGGAGGGCUUUCCUCUGCCCCUCGGGGCCUCUGGGGAGCCGGGAGAGGCCGGAAGACGGGGGUCGGGGGCGCUGCCCCCACCCCCAGCAGCAAGGGGCGGGAUUUAG